AUGGGAGAUUUUGGGAUGGGGCUUUGCCGGGACCCUUUACCCUGCGUCCUGCCGAGGCACGAGACCGUUUAUUGCCGUGAUGUGGGACGAGGACACUCGUUCCCUCCCUUUCCGGGAAGGAUGCUGCCGGGGAAAGCGGAGAAGAGGAUGGUUUCGUCCGUCUUCAUCACCCUGGUGCCGCCACGGAGGGACGUGGCCACCAAGGAGAAAACCCAAAGGGAAGCGCAGCCGGUCGGUGCCGAGGUCCCAGGCACCCAUCGACAUAAAGGUAACGGGGGCUUUGCUUCCACCGCUCACCAGGUCCCUUCUGCCUUCCCUGCCGAAUUGAGGCUGCCCAAAUUUUGCCAGGAGCAAGCGGGCGAGCCGCAGCAGCAGGAUGCAAAUGGAUACCCGGAGAGGGAUGGCUCCAGAGGGACGUGCCAGCGGCUCCUGGCCGGCCAGCGCUACUACCAAAAAGACGGGUGCCCCACGUGCGACGCCUGCUACCAGGCAACGCUGGAGAAAUGCGCUAAGUGCCGGGGGCUGAUCGCGGAGCGCAUCGUCCGUGCCCUGGGGAAGGGCUACCACAGGUUUUCCUGCACCGCCUGCGGCCGGGCCAUCGGCACCGAGAGCUUUGCCGUGGACGAGCGGGACGAGGUGUACUGCGUGGCUGACUUUUACAGGAAAUACGCCGUGGUUUGCAGUGCGUGCCAGCAGCCCAUCGUCCCCCGGGAGGACAAGGACACCUACAAGAUCGAGUGUCUGGGACGCAGUUUCCACGAGAGCUGCUACUGCUGCGAGAGCUGCGGGACACCCCUGUCACCGGA
This is a messenger RNA of Tauraco erythrolophus (red-crested turaco), 806 nucleotides long. NCBI's taxonomy places the organism in Eukaryota, Metazoa, Chordata, Aves, Musophagiformes, Musophagidae. The record is from RefSeq and is a predicted model, not a curated record.